Molecule: messenger RNA, 4439 nt
Organism: Lynx canadensis (Canada lynx)
Lineage: Eukaryota; Metazoa; Chordata; Mammalia; Carnivora; Felidae
Gene: CTNND2
Product: catenin delta 2
Biological process (GO): cell-cell junction assembly; cell-cell adhesion; dendritic spine morphogenesis
Cellular component (GO): adherens junction; nucleus; cytoplasm
Molecular function (GO): cadherin binding
Source: RefSeq, a predicted model, not a curated record
UCGCCUGUCCCGCGGCCGCGCUCAGACAACAAAAGCGGAAGAUGCUGCACUUGGGCAAGGUCAGGACCUUGCCCUGAAGCCGGGCGGCGGCGCGCACGCCUUUUCCCGGACUGAGGAGCUGUCGCUGGUGGCGGGUGCAUGUUCUCCAGGAAGCAGUCGGGCGCCGCGCCGUUCGGAGCUAUGCCUGUCCCAGACCAGCCUUCGUCAACCUCAGAGAAGACCAGCUCCCUGAGCCCUGGCCUGACCACCUCCAAUGGGGAUGGCUCAGAAACGGAAACCACCUCCGCCAUCCUCGCCUCGGUCAAAGAACAGGAAUUACAGUUUGAGAGACUGACCCGAGAGCUGGAGGCAGAACGCCAAAUCGUAGCCAGCCAACUGGAGCGAUGCAAGCUUGGAUCAGAGACGGGCAGCGUGAGCAGUAUCAGUUCAGCAGAAGAGCAGUUUCACUGGCAAUCACAAGAUGGUCAAAAAGACAUCGAAGAUGAACUUACAACAGGUCUUGAGCUGGUGGACUCCUGUAUUAGAUCCUUGCAGGAAUCAGGAAUACUUGACCCACAGGAUUAUUCCACAAGUGAAAGGCCCAGCCUGCUCUCCCAGAGUGCACUUCAGCUCAAUUCCAAACCUGAAGGGUCCUUCCAGUAUCCGGCCAGCUACCAUAGCAACCAGACCCUGGCCCUGGGUGACACGGCCCCUUCGCAGCUCCCUGCCCGAGGCGCGCAAGCCCGAGGUGCGGCCCACGGCUUCAGCCAGGGCACCACGAGCCGCGCGGCGCACCUGGCGGGGCCCGAGCCCGCGCCGCCGCCGCCGCCGCCGCCGCGGGAGCCGUUCGCGCCCAGCCUGAGCAGCGCCUUCCACCUGCCCGACGCGCCGCCCGCCGCCGCCGCCGCCGCCGCCGCGCUCUACUACUCGAGCUCCACGCUGCCCGCGCCGCCGCGCGGGGGCUCCCCGCUGGCCGCGCCGCAGGGCGGCUCGCCCACCAAGCUGCAGCGCGGCGGCUCGGCCCCCGAGGGCGCCGCCUACGCCGCGCCGCGCGGCUCCUCGCCCAAGCAGUCGCCCAGCCGCCUGGCCAAGUCCUACAGCACCAGCUCGCCCAUCAACAUCGUCGUGUCCUCGGCCGGCCUGUCCCCGAUCCGCGUGACCUCGCCCCCCACCGUGCAGUCCACCAUCUCCUCCUCGCCCAUCCACCAGCUGAGCUCCACCAUCGGCACGUACGCCACCCUGUCGCCCACCAAGCGCCUGGUCCACGCGUCCGAGCAGUACAGCAAGCACUCGCAGGAGCUGUAUGCCACGGCCACCCUCCAGAGGCCGGGCAGCCUGGCAGCUGGGUCCCGGGCCUCGUACAGCAGCCAGCACGGCCACCUGGGCCCGGAACUGCGGGCCCUGCAGUCCCCAGAGCACCACAUAGACCCCAUCUAUGAGGACCGUGUCUAUCAGAAGCCCCCUAUGAGGAGUCUCAGCCAGAGCCAGGGGGACCCUCUGCCAUCAGCACACACGGGCACGUACCGCACGAGCACAGCCCCAUCUUCCCCCGGUGUCGACUCCGUCCCCUUGCAGCGCACAGGCAGCCAGCAUGGCCCGCAGAACGCCGCCGCGGCCACCUUCCAGAGGGCCAGCUACGCCGCGGGCCCAGCCUCCAAUUACGCAGACCCCUACCGACAGCUGCAGUACUGUCCCUCUGUGGAGUCUCCGUACAGCAAAUCCGGCCCCGCCCUCCCGCCCGAAGGCACCUUGGCCAGGUCCCCGUCCAUCGAUAGCAUUCAGAAAGAUCCCAGAGAAUUUGGAUGGAGAGACCCAGAGCUACCGGAAGUGAUCCAGAUGUUACAACACCAGUUUCCUUCAGUCCAGUCUAAUGCUGCAGCCUACUUACAGCACCUCUGUUUCGGAGACAAUAAAAUUAAAGCCGAGAUAAGGAGACAAGGAGGCAUCCAGCUCCUGGUGGACCUGCUGGAUCACCGGAUGACGGAGGUCCACCGUAGUGCCUGUGGGGCCUUGAGAAACUUGGUGUAUGGGAAGGCCAAUGACGAUAACAAAAUCGCCCUGAAAAACUGCGGCGGCAUCCCAGCACUGGUGAGGUUACUCCGCAAGACCACCGACCUGGAGAUCCGGGAGCUGGUCACAGGAGUCCUUUGGAACCUCUCGUCUUGUGACGCCCUCAAGAUGCCAAUCAUCCAGGACACCCUGGCAGUGUUGACCAAUGCCGUGAUUAUCCCCCAUUCGGGCUGGGAAAAUUCACCACUCCAGGAUGAUCGGAAAAUACAGCUGCAUUCCUCACAGGUGCUGCGAAAUGCGACCGGAUGCCUAAGGAAUGUUAGUUCAGCCGGAGAGGAGGCCCGCAGGAGGAUGCGGGAAUGCGACGGGCUCACAGAUGCGCUGCUCUACGUGAUCCAGUCUGCACUGGGGAGCAGUGAGAUCGACAGCAAGACCGUUGAAAACUGUGUGUGCAUCUUAAGGAACCUGUCAUACCGGCUAGCAGCAGAAACGUCUCAGGGACAGCACAUGGGCACAGAUGAGCUGGACGGGCUUCUCUGUGGUGAGGCCAACGGCAAAGAUGCAGAGAGUUCCGGGUGCUGGGGCAAGAAGAAGAAGAAAAAGAAAUCCCAGGAUCAGUGGGAUGGAGUAGGACCUCUUCCAGACUGUGCAGAACCACCAAAAGGGAUCCAGAUGCUGUGGCACCCAUCAAUAGUCAAACCCUACCUCACACUGCUCUCUGAGUGCUCAAACGCAGACACGCUGGAAGGGGCGGCAGGUGCCCUGCAGAACUUGGCUGCAGGGAGCUGGAAGGGCUGGGCUGAGGAUGUGGCAGGCAUGGCGUAUGCCCUACGUUCACUGCCAGAGGGGGCUCCCUGCCUGCCACAGUGGUCAGUAUAUAUCCGAGCUGCUGUCCGAAAAGAGAAAGGCCUGCCUAUCCUCGUGGAGCUGCUCCGAAUAGAUAACGACCGUGUGGUGUGCGCAGUGGCCACGGCACUCCGGAACAUGGCCUUGGACGUCAGAAACAAGGAGCUCAUUGGCAAAUAUGCCAUGCGAGACCUCGUCCACAGGCUUCCAGGGGGGAACAACAGCAACAACACAGCGAGCAAGGCCAUGUCAGAUGACACGGUGACAGCCGUCUGCUGCACCCUGCACGAAGUGAUCACCAAGAACAUGGAGAACGCCAAGGCCUUACGGGAUGCGGGCGGCAUCGAGAAGUUGGUUGGCAUCUCCAAAAGCAAAGGAGAUAAACACUCUCCAAAAGUGGUCAGGCCGCAUCUCAGGUCUAACAGCAUGUGGCAGUACCGAGAUCUGAGGAGUCUCUACAAAAAGGACGGAUGGUCACAGUAUCACUUUGUAGCCUCAUCCUCAACCAUCGAGAGGGAUCGGCAAAGGCCCUACUCUUCCUCCCGCACGCCUUCCAUCUCCCCUGUGCGUGUGUCUCCCAACAACCGCUCAGCAAGUGCCCCAGCUUCACCUCGGGAAAUGAUCAGCCUCAAGGAAAGGAAAACAGACUACGAAUCCACUGGGAGCAAUGCCACCUACCACGGGACUAAAGGAGAACACACUUCCAGGAAAGACACCAUGACAGCUCAAAACACUGGAAUUUCAACUUUGUAUAGGAAUUCAUAUGGUGCGCCCACCGAAGACAUCAAACAUAACCAGGUUCCAGCACAGCCAGUCCCACAGGAGCCCAGCAGGAAAGACUACGAGACCUACCAGCCGUUUCAGAAUUCCACGAGAAACUACGACGAGUCCUUCUUCGAGGACCAGGUCCACCAUCGCCCUCCCGCCAGUGAGUACACCAUGCACCUGGGACUCAAGUCCACCGGCAACUAUGUCGACUUCUACUCAGCUGCCCGUCCCUACAGUGAACUGAACUAUGAAACUAGCCACUACCCGGCCUCCCCCGACUCCUGGGUGUGAGGAGAGGGCGGCACGAGGCGCUCCGGGAACAGUGCAUGUGCAUGCAUACCACAAGACAUUGCUUUUUUUUUUCCCCCUGCAAAUUUAGUUUGUUCAAGCCUGUUCCAUAGGAAGGCUGUGAUAACCAGUAAGGAAAUAUUAAGAGCUAUUUUAGAAAGCUAAAUGAAUCGAAAGUUAACUUGGAAGUCAAUAGGAAGCUAAAACGAUCCUAAAUAUGACAUCGUGCAACACCUUUCUAGUUUGAGCUGUAGAGUAUAAAAAGUGCUUUAUAUUGAACGUGGCUGAAGGCAGCAGAGGAGACGGUCGGGGUGGUGGGGCGUGAAGGUUGCAGUUAAGCACAAGGGACAGUGUAGUUCACACACUUUAGAGGGACGGCUUCUCACGCUUUGUUUACUCUCUUCAUCCGUUGUGAUUCUAGGCUUCAAGUUGCAUUGGGGUUCCUCUGUACAGCAAGAUGUUUCUUGCCUUUUGUUAAUGCAUUGUUGUAAAGUAUUUGAUGUACAUUACAGAUUAAAGAAGAGAAGCGCAUUGUGUAUAUUACACCA